CUUUAGAAGCCUUUUUUUCCUGUUUGUCUCUCUUACAGUAGAAAUACAAUUCUGGUCUACUUUGUUUUUUCUUAAAAAAUACUGGACCAUAUUUUUCGCUGCACUUGGCUUCUGUGGGGACAGAGGGCAUCAUGGAGCCUGUUAUUGCUCUCUGAUUGCCUUCCCUAAGCCAAACCAUGAUGUAGUUUAGCCGCCUGAGGGCCAGCUGGUUUCUAAGGCAUCUGCCAGUUGAGCAUAUCUAUAGCUUGAGCAUAAUGUGCUGCAGCCAAUCCUUCUCCCAUACCUUCUUCAGCCCUGCUCCAGAGACUGUGAGAAGGGAAACAGGAACCCACUACGCUGCUUCUACACCUUAUAGACAAUCCCUGAUGAAUGGUAUCUCCAGCAGGGGAGUUAAAACUGGAUUCCAUCCCCUUUGUACCACAAGAGAGGCUCAGAGGAAGCUGAGCAUGUCCGAGACUCUGGCCCACCAUCUCCAAGUGCUGUUAGCACUAUGACAUCACAAAUGCCAAGAGUGAAAGCUGAACAACUGAGAGGAGUUGUCACUGUUUGAAAGCUUUUGGUUUCUGUUAAUGCCUAUUUAACUCAACCACCUGAAAACACCAGGGAGAAAAGAUCUGUGUAGGAGGCAACAGUUCUGCCCCUUCACUGAGGACAGAGAGGACACUGGCUCCAGGCCUACCAAGGAGACCUCAAGCAAAACCAGGGAAGUGGAGAUUCAACAUUGCCACGGGUUAGUGACCAAGCGAAGAAAAGUUUUUCCUUAUUAAAGCCUCCAGGCAAGACAAUUUCCGUGGUAGAUCACAUUGGAUCCCUUCCCAUAAUGGAAGCCUGAGAGCCAGGAACCUCCAUGACCUCCAGAAACCACCACUCCUUACCACGAGUUCUGAUGGCACCUCGAAUGUUUACUGAAGGAGAACUUGGGGGCAUCGCCCAAAUCACCCCCUCUCUGUACCUGAGCAGGGGCAGCGUGGCCUCAAACCGACAACUUCUUCUGUCCCGGGGCAUUACCUGCAUAAUCAAUGCCACCAUUGAGAUCCCCAACUUUAACUGGCCCCAAUUUGAGUAUGUCAAAGUGCCUCUGGCUGACGUGCCCAAUGCCCCCAUCUCCCUAUACUUUGACAGCGUGGCGGAUAAAAUACAAAGCGUCACGCGGAAGCACGGGGCCACCUUAGUCCAUUGUGCAGCUGGUGUGAGCAGAUCGGCCACCCUGUGCAUCGCUUAUCUGAUGAAGUACCACAACGUGUCUCUGUUUGAGGCUUACAACUGGGUCAAGUCAAGGCGCCCCGUCAUUCACCCCAACGUGGGUUUCUGGAGGCAGCUGAUAGACUACGAGCGGAAGUUGUUUGGGAAGACAACGGUUAAAAUGGUACAGACGCCGUAUGGUAUACUCCCAGACGUUUAUGAGAGAGAGGGGAGACAGCUCAUGCCUUACUGGGGGAUUUAAUGUGACUGCAUCAACAGGAAGAAUAAGAGCACAAGAGACUUGCUGUUCUGCAUCUACCAGAGUGGAGACAUUCCCUUCUCUUUUGAUGGCCAACUUUUAGUUCUUUACCAUACAGCAGAACCUUGCUAAUUGUCACGUCCCUAACCAGCAAGGCCAACACUUCCCAAAACACACACACACACACACACACACACACGGAAUCCUCGCCCUAUCCUCCCUUGAUUGAACAUUACAGUCAGCUCUCUCUACUAAAUUUAGUUCUUCCACAAAGCAUCCCCUGCAGUCAGUUUACUAGUAUACUACAAGUGAAGAACUAAAAGGCACUUGGCAGAAUUAAUGAACAAAGUACACUUUGUGAUGAGGUAGCCUGGAUAUUUCUUUACUAGCUUAUUUUCUUCCGCGCAAAACCCUGAUGAGCGGCCCUAGCACAAAAUGAAUGAGCUCCACCUCUAAACUCCAA
Messenger RNA from Mauremys reevesii (Reeves's turtle), 1904 nucleotides. RefSeq names its product dual specificity phosphatase 14 (gene DUSP14). Gene Ontology annotation, biological process: protein dephosphorylation. Gene Ontology annotation, molecular function: MAP kinase tyrosine/serine/threonine phosphatase activity. The record is from RefSeq and is a predicted model, not a curated record. The coding region runs from base 848 to 1444 and encodes 198 amino acids. NCBI's taxonomy places the organism in Eukaryota, Metazoa, Chordata, Testudines, Geoemydidae. Gene Ontology annotation, cellular component: cytoplasm. The transcript has 2 exons.